Molecule: messenger RNA, 3840 nt
Organism: Patella vulgata (common limpet)
Lineage: Eukaryota; Metazoa; Mollusca; Gastropoda; Patellidae
Product: muscle calcium channel subunit alpha-1
Exons: 29
Coding region: 92-3751 (1219 amino acids)
Biological process (GO): calcium ion import across plasma membrane
Cellular component (GO): voltage-gated calcium channel complex; membrane
Molecular function (GO): high voltage-gated calcium channel activity
Source: RefSeq, a predicted model, not a curated record
UGAAUAUCUGAUCCUGAUUACAAUUUUUGCCAACUGCGUGGCCCUUGCUACAUAUACUCCAUAUCCUAAAUCUGAUACCAACGAAGUAAACAUGGCUUUGGAAAACGUAGAAUUUUUAUUUUUAGUUAUAUUCACACUUGAAGCAUUUCUAAAGGUGAUAGCCUAUGGUUUUGUAAUGCAUUCUGGAGCGUAUUUGAGGAAUGGAUGGAAUAUAUUAGAUUUUAUUAUAGUUGUUAUAGGUGUAAUAAGUAUAAUUCUAACUGCUGUACAUAGCAAGGGUUUUGACGUAAAAGCUCUGAGGGCGUUUAGGGUGUUAAGACCGUUACGAUUAGUUUCAAGAGCUCCUAGUUUACAAGUUGUGUUGAACUCGAUUCUUCGAGCAAUGGUGCCUUUGUUACACAUAGCUCUAUUAGUCAUUUUUGUCAUUAUCAUAUACGCUAUCAUAGGAUUGGAGUUAUUCUCAGGAAAAAUGCAUGAGACCUGUUUUGAUAUAAAAACCAAAACUAUAGCAUUUGAAGAUCCACAUCCGUGUGGAAGAGGGUUUAAGUGUUCGGAUUAUUUAGAAGGUACAGAUUGUAAUGAAUUCUGGGAAGGGCCAAAUUUUGGCAUUACAAACUUUGAUAAUUUUGGCCUAGCUAUGUUGACAGUGUUUCAGUGUAUCACAAUGGAAGGAUGGACCGAUGUCUUAUAUGAUGUAAAUGAUGCAGUUGGUAAUGAAUGGCCAUGGAUUUAUUUUAUCAGUCUUAUUAUUAUUGGUUCUUUUUUUGUACUUAAUCUUGUUCUUGGUGUGUUGAGUGGAGAAUUUUCGAAAGAAAGGGAAAAAGCAAAAGCUAGAGGAGACUUCCAAAAAUUACGGGAAAAACAACAGUUAGAGGAGGAUUUACGUGGUUAUUUAGAUUGGAUCACACAAGCUGAUGAUAUUGAUCCUGAAUGUGAUGCAGAAGGUGAAGAAAUAGCCACACCUAGGCAUAGUAAAUCUAUGGAAGCUGAAUUAUCAGACAAGUCAGAAGAAUUAAGCAGCACUGACUUAACUCCAUCUUGGUUUCAACAAAAAAAGUUUAUUUUAGAAAAAUGGAACCGAAGAUGCAGACGAUUUAGUCGUAAAAUAGUGAAAUCACAAGCUUUUUAUUGGAUAGUUAUUGUAUUAGUAUUUUUAAAUACUUGUGUGUUAACAUCAGAACAUUAUAGACAGCCUGAAUGGCUCGAUAGUUUUCAAAGUAUCGCCAAUUUGUUUUUUGUUGUGUUAUUUACAUUUGAAAUGCUGUUAAAAAUGUACAGUUUAGGCUUCCAGGGUUAUUUUGUGUCUUUGUUUAACCGUUUUGACAGUUUUGUUGUGUUAUGUAGUAUAUUAGAGGUGGUUCUAAUCUAUACAGAAGUUAUGCCACCAUUAGGUGUCAGUGUGUUGCGAUGUGCCAGAUUAUUACGUGUCUUUAAAGCAACCAGAUACUGGUCUUCUCUAAGAAAUCUUGUAGCCUCUUUGUUAAACAGUAUGCGUUCUAUUGCCAGUUUAUUGUUACUACUCUUCCUCUUUAUUGUGAUAUUUGCCUUAUUGGGGAUGCAGCUGUUUGGUGGACGAUUUAACUUUGACCAUUCUAAGAUGAAACCUCGCAGUAAUUUUGAUACUUUCUUCCAGUCUCUACUCACCGUCUUUCAGAUAUUGACUGGUGAAGAUUGGAAUGUUGUUAUGUAUGAUGGUAUACGAGCAUAUGGUGGUGUUGAAGGAAUUGGAUGUGUUGUUUGUCUUUAUUUUGUUGUUCUUUUUAUUUGCGGUAACUAUAUUCUGUUGAACGUCUUCUUGGCUAUUGCUGUUGAUAAUUUAGCCGAUGCCCAGAGUUUAACAGAAAUAGAAGAACAAAAGAAUGAGGAGAAGGAACGCACUCGAUCCAUCAGAAGAUCUAAGAGUAAGAGUCCUGUUAAAGAUUCUCAGGAUGCUGAAGUAGAUGAAGGGGUAGAUGUAAAUGGUAAUGAGAAUAACGAAGCUGAAAGUGGCGAAGAAAAAGUAGAAACAUUGAGCCGUCAUCCUAGUAACAGAAGUAGAAGAAGUCGUAGAGAAAGUACCACUGUCGAUCAUCACGUACGCAUUAAUCUCUGUGCUGAGGAUGCCGAUACUGGUGAAUAUCGUCACAAUCAGCAAGUUCCAAUUCAAGAAGAUACCGAUGAUGAAGAGAAAGGGGAAGAAACAGAAGAUGAAGAAAGGACAACAGAUGAUGAAAUGGACGAGGAAGAAGAAGAUGCACAAACAACUUCAACACAGAUGAGACCACGAAGAAUGUCUGAGAUUCAUAUUUCGGAUAAAGCUAGACCAAUACCAAAGGCCAGCUCUUUAUUCCUAUUUUCUCACACAAACAAAUUCCGAGUCCUAUGUCACAGGAUAUGCAAUCAUUCUUACUUCCGUAAUGUGGUUCUGGUGUGUAUUUUAAUCAGUAGUGCUAUGUUGGCUGCAGAAGAUCCAUUACGGUCGGAAUCACCUAGAAAUAACAUUUUAAACCAUUUUGACUAUUUUUUCACCAGCGUGUUUACUAUUGAAAUUAUUAUUAAAAUUAUAACAUAUGGUUUGGUUCUACAUAAAGAAUCAUUCUGUCGCAGUUCAUUCAAUAUUCUGGAUUUAAUUGUUGUAGCAGUUUCCUUGAUAUCGUUCCCACUUGACCAUGAAGCUAUAUCAGUUGUAAAAAUUCUCCGUGUGUUGAGAGUACUGCGUCCUUUACGUGCCAUAAACAGAGCUAAAGGUCUAAAGCAUGUAGUACAGUGUGUUAUUGUAGCUGUACAAACUAUCUAUAAUAUUAUGCUGGUCACAUUCCUUCUCAAAUUUAUGUUUGCUGUAAUAGGAGUUCAACUAUUUAAGGGAAAAUUUUACAAAUGUACAGAUACAUCUAAAUUGUCUGAAGCAGAAUGUCGGGGCCAAUAUAUAGAUUUUAAGGAAGGAGAUUUUGAUCAACCCAUUGUAUUAGAUAGACAAUGGGAAGAGAGUGCCUUUAAUUUUGAUGAUGUCAAACAAGCCAUGCUCACUUUAUUUACAGUAGCAACAUUUGAAGGCUGGCCUUCAUUAUUAUAUAAAUCUAUAGAUUCUAAUGAGGAGGGGAUGGGACCUAUCCACAACUUUCGGCCUUUUGUGGCCAUAUUCUACUUUGUCUUUAUUAUCGUUAUUGCUUUCUUUAUGGUGAAUAUCUUUGUUGGUUUUGUUAUCGUCACCUUCCAGAAUGAAGGAGAACAGGAAUAUAAAAAUUGUGAACUGGAUAAAAAUCAGAGAAAGUGUAUUGAGUUUGCUUUGAAAGCCAAACCUAUGCGUCGUUACAUACCUAAAGCUAGAUUACAGUAUAAAAUUUGGUGGUUUGUGACGUCACAGGCUUUUGAGUAUGGUAUUUUUCUAUUAAUUAUGAUAAAUACAGUAACCUUAGCCAUGAAGUAUUAUGGUCAAAGUGGCACAUACUCCAAGGCUCUUGACUACCUCAAUAUGAUCUUUACUGGUGUCUUCACAGUCGAGUUCCUGCUCAAACUUGCAGCCUUUAGGUUUAAGAAUUAUUUUGGUGAUGCGUGGAAUGUAUUUGAUUUUAUUAUUGUACUGGGCAGUUUUAUAGAUAUUAUCUAUACAGAAUACAACCCUGGUCAGACGAUUAUCAGUAUCAACUUUUUCCGACUGUUCCGAGUGAUGAGGUUGGUGAAGUUAUUGAGUCGAGGAGAAGGUAUAAGGACGUUACUGUGGACCUUCAUCAAAUCAUUCCAGGUGAGAACACCGUUUAUUAGGCCAUCAUAAUUCGUUAACCGUAGCAUCCAUAUACUGCAAAGCAAGAAUACUUUUCGAAAAAUAUGAGUUGUGAAGCUGUAGACUGGAGAUUAACUGAU